CAAUAAUAAAUAAACUUGGUGAUACAGUAAUCUACACAAUCUACAUCAUAAUAACAUAAUGGUACAAACCGUACUCUUGACUGGCACCAGCGGGUUUAUCGCAUUGCACAUCCUAAAAAAACUCUUAGAAGAGGGCGAGGUGCAAGUACGAGGCACAGUGCGAUCAACAUCAAACGACAAGAAAACACGGCCUAUCAAAGAACUGGUAUACAAUGCCAAGUAUCCUGUUGAGCUCGUCGAGGCUGAUCUUAUGUCCGAUUCUGGCUGGGCUGAGGCUGUGAAGGGGUGUGAUUACGUGCUGCACACAGCUUCGCCUUUCUACCUGGCACAUGGAGAUGCAGGUAGAGAGAAACUCGUCAAACCAGCGGUAGAGGGCACCCUGAGAGUACUACGCGAAUGUGCUAAGCCUGGGUCUCAAGUCAAGCGCGUGGUAUUGACAUCCAGUAUAGCAGCAGUGGCGUUUGGGGUUGAGCAUGAGGAAGGUUACAUGUACUCAGAACGGGACUGGACAAAUCCAGAUUCACCGAAAGUCGAUCCCUACACUGAGAGUAAAACACGAGCGGAGAAGGCUGCUUGGGAUUUCGUAGAGAACAAUCGCGAUCACAGAUUCGAGCUCUGUACUAUAAACCCAGGGAUGGUGUUUGGGGAAACGCUGGGAGCCACUGGAACCAGUGUGGAUUUGGUCAAGGAUAUGGUGCAAGGCAAAAUGCCCAUGCUUCCCCACUUCAACAUGCCGGCAGUAGAUGUGCACGAUGUGGCGCAGGCCCAUAUAGAGGCCAUGCGCAGACCCCUUGCGACGGGCAAGCGGUUUGUGCUGUACGCCAAUGAUAUAUGGCUCACAGAAAUGGCUGCGGUGAUCAAUAAGGAAUUCGGUGCAAUGGGGUACAGUGUAGCUGAGCGCAAGAUGCCGCAUUUCCUGGCGUAUGCUAUGUCGUUUCUGAGCAAGGACAUGGACAUGAUCUAUAAGGGGUGGGGCGUGCCACACCCGUGUGACAACACACAUACGCGAGAGAUACUCGGCAUUGACUUCAAGAGUGUGGAUCAGAGUAUUGUGGAGACCAUCCACUGCUUGAUUGAGAAGGGUCUAGUGGAGAAGAAGGACACCUACAUACCACGUGCGUAAGAGCGCCAACCAAUCACAAUGACGAAGUAAAGUACUACAGCUACUGUGCGCUGUUUAAGGAGAUGGACGGGUCCAUGCAAGUGUCGUAUAGCUUGUCUCAGUCAGCCAUGUGACCUAUUUCUGUGGAAGUUUAUUGUUUUCAACGUGGGUAAAGCAAUGUCUCGAAGCCUUUUGGUCGCAGCUGUACGACUGCAGCCUAUUUCCCCAUCCGCGAGAGAGAAAUAAGUAAAAGAAGUAUGAAGUUUUUGGCACAAUCAGCGCAUACAAACGGUGGGCUCCUCCACUGCACAGCUCACUCACUCUCUUCUGGCCUGUCAGUAUCCACACUUCAAGCCACCCACCCAGUAAUAUCCAAUCAUGUCAACGGUACAACUAAGAGUCUAAUCAAUAAACAAUCUGACAGGCGCAUGGCCAUUGUACCCACGUGCUAUCCAAUCUGCGCUUUGACGAUUUACAUGGGGUCCCCACUACCCCUUGUUGGUGCUAGCCUUAAGUCAGGUUGUCUCAAACAAAGCAGAGAUACAAAUGUUUUUAUAGGACGUUUCCUUCCAACUCGAAAGGGUGUGCUCUUCGGAGAGUGCAGUCAAAUAGACAGCGACCACAGGGCACAGAAUGUAUACACAUCAUAAAAGUAGCUACUAGU
Molecule: messenger RNA, 1766 nt
Organism: Sphaeroforma arctica JP610
Lineage: Eukaryota; Ichthyosporea; Ichthyophonida
Exons: 2
Coding region: 59-1123 (354 amino acids)
Molecular function (GO): oxidoreductase activity, acting on the CH-OH group of donors, NAD or NADP as acceptor
Source: RefSeq, a predicted model, not a curated record